Molecule: messenger RNA, 1682 nt
Organism: Amphimedon queenslandica
Lineage: Eukaryota; Metazoa; Porifera; Demospongiae; Haplosclerida; Niphatidae
Product: transcription initiation factor IIA subunit 1-like
Exons: 7
Coding region: 107-1432 (441 amino acids)
Biological process (GO): transcription initiation at RNA polymerase II promoter; transcription by RNA polymerase II
Cellular component (GO): transcription factor TFIIA complex
Source: RefSeq, a predicted model, not a curated record
UUUAAAAUUUCAUUUCCGGUUGCUGUAAGGUAUAAAGCUAGUCCGAGCAAGUCUUCAACUAUAAAAGGAGCAGGAGAGACAAGGACGGGUCGGAGAGAGGGAAAGAAUGUCUUCAGGACAGACAAGUCUUGAGCAAAUGCUUGGAGUCUAUAAAUGGGUGGUAGAUGAUGUCAUGAAGAAUGUGAGGGAGGACUUUCUCAACGAAGGAGCUGACACGCAAGUAUUGGAGGACCUCAAACAGUUGUGGGAGAAUAAGUUAGUACAGAGUGGUGCUCUUAGUCGACCUAUGAAACCUGCUGAGGCACACCCGAUCAAAGAAACGAUUAGCCAGGAUAAACAAAACAAGUCAACCCAACAGCAGCAGCAACAUUCACAGCAACCCACUUCCUCUACACCAGCCAUCACUCACUCUUCUCCUGCCUCUGCCUCUAAUACUCCUGCUGCCUCUGUAAUACAACAGGCUCCACCCCGCCCUUCACUUUCCUCGGCAAUGACCACACCCACUACAUCAUCGACUGUCAGUUUCACUCCUCCUCUUAACAGCUCAUCCCGUUCAUCGGGCGGGACUGGAGGCGUGUCUCAAGCCACACCCUCUCAGACUCCGCCCCAGAUUACAGGAGUUGGGGCUGCUAAUACUCCACCUUUUCUUAACAUGGCUCUUGCUCAACAAGCUAUCUACUCCGCUAUUACAGGGGGUACGGCUAACCCAGUGGGUGGAGCUGCAGCUACACUGCCUGUUAUGCUACCUGGUGGUGGUCUGUCCCUGGUUCAACAUGGCGGUAUACCGUAUGCUGCAGUUCCUACUCCAACUGGUCUACAAUACGUACCGAUAGCACUCAACCUACCUGGUACCAUACCUCCUAGCACUUCUAGCGAGACGAGUAGUUCUAAUAACAUCACUCAGUCAGAUGGACCACGCCCUUUAAUCCCUCCUGGCAAACACUCUUCAAAAGAGACCAAAGGAUCCGAUUCAAAUGAAGUAUCUUCUACUGAAGAUUCUUCUCUCCCUGUGAUCUCGUUUGAAUUACCAGCUGGUAUAACUCCCUCUCAUUUCUUCUCUUCUUCAAAGAGAAAGUCCCGGUCUGUCUCUCAUAGAACUGGUACUAAAGACCCCACUAGUAUACCUCAGCUUGAUGGACCCCCUCCUCCUCCUGACGGGAGCAGCAGUGAGGACUCUGAUGAAUCCUCUGAGAGUGACCCUGAUGAUAUUGAAGGAGAACAAGAAGAUGAUGAGGAUCCAUUGAAUUCCGAAGAUGAUGCUGAGAGUGAUGAAGAAGAUGACGUAUGGGAAACUGACAAUACCAUCGUCUGUCAGUUUGAGAAGGUGUAUCGUGUGCGUGCUAAAUGGAAAUUUGCUUUGAAGGAUGGUAUCAUGCAUCUGAAUGGUCACGACUAUAUAUUCACUAAGACAGCUGGAGAGGCCGAGUGGUGAGCAUUAAUUAGAGACAUCACCACGGCUCUUCCUACAUAUGUACGUGUACUGUUGGUUUGUGAUAUGUACAGUACGGUCAUAAUUAUUUCAUAGAAAUAUUUAAUAAUAAUAAUUACAAUAAUAAGAUAAUGUAAUAACACAGCAAUUAAUUUUCAUAAUAAUAAUAAUAAUAAACCGAAACAAAAAUUGGUUUUAUAAAUUGCGUUGUGCAAUACAAAAUAAUUAUAAUUCAUCAGUCAGUUAUUGCCUU